Messenger RNA from Phaeodactylum tricornutum CCAP 1055/1, 1535 nucleotides. RefSeq lists its product with no specific name. The transcript has 3 exons. Lineage: Eukaryota; Bacillariophyta; Bacillariophyceae; Surirellales; Neidiaceae. The record is from RefSeq and is a predicted model, not a curated record. Gene Ontology annotation, molecular function: glucose 6-phosphate:phosphate antiporter activity. Gene Ontology annotation, biological process: phosphate ion transmembrane transport; glucose-6-phosphate transport. Bases 66 to 1535 code for a protein of 489 amino acids.
GAGAGACCUCCAAAGAUGAGGCGAUCCAUCGAAGGUCUUCCAUAACAUUUGCUCCAGCAACCAUCAUGAAAGAUUGUAGACUUACCUAUGCAUCGGGCUUGUUGUGUCUCAUUGUGUCCUCGGGGACCAGCUUCAGCACAGAUUGUCCCCUGAUACCAAACGCAUCCUUCCAUACACUUCCAUCAUCGUGUCCAACCACAAAAAACAACCAAAGCCUUCGGGAAAGUGCUUCAAAAAUGACGCACAUUAACAAUAUGAUCGCUUGUUCCGUUGGCGGUGGGGCGAAAACGCGUUCCCGGCUACCCUCCAAGAAACAACAGGUCGCUUUGCGAGCUACGCAAGCAGUGGAGUUGGAAGAAGGCGAGCAACGACAAAUACAAAGACGUCAAGAACGGGGCAUGGCGAUAGCCUUGUCUUCGGUCUAUUUUACCGUCAUGGGUGCCAAAUGCGCUUUACCUAGUGUAUUGCCCAUGCUUCUGGCGCCGUCGACGGGGUUGACGUUUAGUCCCUCGUGGACUCUUCCGCCACAACAAUUGAUGGCUCGACAGCUCACAGUGGCGACGCUGGCGGUGGCGGUUGGAAAAUUGGUCCUUGGACCCGUCAUUGACCACGUCGGAGGUAUUCGGUCUUUGCAAAUUGCCCUUUCGCUGCUUGCUGGAUUGUUGGCGUUGAUAUCUACUACGCAAAGCUUCUUGGUCUUUGCCGCGUCCUGGAUCUGCGUCGACUUUAUUUUUUCAUCCUGCUGGGCUGGUUGUAUCAACGCCAUUCACCAAGCAUUUUCGGCGGACCAAUGGGCGUCGCGAGUCGGUAUGCUGGCCGCUGCUGCCCGAGCCGGGAAUGCCGUCGCCUUUGCCUUGUUUGCUUCCGUACUGCAGUAUUUUGGAACCCGCAUGGUGCAACCCUGGAGGGUCGUGUUCACUGUUUCCGCCGCCCUACAAGUAGUCUCGGUGGCGCUUUUGACCAUUUUUGGUCGUGGGGUGUCGGACAAGGCGUCUGCCGAUCCUAGCGAAGAAUCGUUCGUACCCAAUAAAAAGCCGACAAUGAAAGAUUCCUUACUUGUUUUAAGGAGAGAAUCCAAGACUCCCGAGUUCUGGUUGCAUCUUGUCAGCCGGUCGUGUCUCAUGGUGUUUGCGUCAUUCCUACUCUUUGUACCAACGUUGAUGAGUCAAGUAUACCGGUCGACGCCAGCAUUUGCCGCCCAAACAGGAUCUAUCUACGCCGUUGGAUGUUUGCUGUCUAUAUCACUGGGAUCAUCAUUGUACGCGAAAAUAUCGAAGCGCAAACAAGCAGCUUCGUUGGUGGCACUAUUGGGAGCUGCUGCCGUCAGUUCCAUCGCCCAACUACUGCACGUCGCGGGAAUUUGGACACUGUCUGAAACUGCCGCUGCUGGAUUCCCACCAUCGCUCUAUGCUCUCGCUCGGGGAGGAGCUAAAUCAUCGGCCACGAUAGCAGACGUUUUCGACAUUGGGGGGUUUGGACUGCUCGCCGCCUUCAAUGGCUACGUCGCCGGCAUCGAGCACGCCGUGAAGUGUUAA